AUGGUCAAUGAAAACACGAGGAUGUACAUCCCAGAGGAAAACCACCAAGGUUCCAACUAUGGGAGCCCGCGCCCAGCUCAUGCCAACAUGAAUGCCAACGCAGCAGCAGGGCUUGCCCCUGAGCACAUCCCCACCCCGGGGGCGGCCCUGUCCUGGCAGGCGGCCAUCGACGCGGCCCGGCAGGCCAAGCUGAUGGGGAGCGCGGGCAAUGCGACCAUCUCCACGGUCAGCUCCACGCAGCGGAAGCGGCAGCAGUAUGGAAAACCCAAGAAGCAGGGCAGCACCACUGCCACACGCCCGCCUCGCGCCCUGCUCUGCCUGACUCUGAAGAACCCCAUCCGGAGGGCGUGUAUCAGCAUUGUCGAAUGGAAAUAUCCUUUACCAUUUGAAAUCAUUAUUUUACUGACUAUUUUUGCCAAUUGUGUGGCCUUAGCGAUCUACAUCCCCUUUCCAGAAGAUGACUCCAACGCCACCAAUUCCAACCUGGAACGAGUGGAAUAUCUCUUUCUCAUCAUUUUUACUGUGGAAGCAUUUUUAAAAGUAAUAGCCUAUGGACUUCUCUUUCACCCCAACGCUUACCUCCGCAACGGUUGGAAUUUACUAGAUUUUAUAAUUGUGGUUGUAGGGCUUUUUAGUGCAAUUUUAGAACAAGCGACCAAAGCUGACGGGGCGAAUGCUCUCGGAGGGAAGGGGGCCGGCUUCGACGUGAAGGCGCUCAGGGCGUUCCGCGUGCUGCGCCCCCUGCGGCUGGUGUCUGGAGUCCCGAGUCUCCAGGUGGUUCUGAACUCCAUCAUCAAGGCCAUGGUCCCCCUGCUGCAUAUCGCCCUGCUGGUGCUGUUCGUCAUCAUCAUCUACGCCAUCAUUGGCCUGGAGCUCUUCAUGGGGAAGAUGCACAAGACCUGCUACAACCAGGAGGGGAUAGCAGACGUUCCAGCAGAAGAUGACCCCUCCCCUUGUGCUCUGGAGACGGGCCACGGCCGGCAGUGUCAGAACGGCACCGUGUGCAAAACCGGGUGGGACGGGCCCAGGCACGGCAUCACCAACUUCGACAAUUUCGCCUUCGCCAUGCUGACGGUGUUCCAGUGCAUCACCAUGGAGGGCUGGACAGACGUGCUGUACUGGGUCAAUGAUGCCGUAGGAAGGGACUGGCCCUGGAUCUAUUUUGUUACACUAAUCAUCAUAGGGUCAUUUUUUGUACUUAACUUGGUUCUCGGUGUCCUUAGCGGAGAGUUCUCCAAAGAGAGGGAGAAGGCCAAGGCUCGGGGAGAUUUCCAAAAGCUGCGAGAGAAGCAGCAGCUGGAAGAGGACUUGAAAGGCUACCUGGACUGGAUCACCCAGGCGGAAGACAUCGACCCCGAGAACGAGGACGAAGGCAUGGACGAGGAGAAACCCCGAAACAUGAGCAUGCCCACCAGUGAGACGGAGUCUGUCAACACGGAGAACGUGGCUGGCGGAGACAUCGAGGGAGAGAACUGCGGGGCCAGGCUGGCCCACCGGAUCUCCAAGUCCAAGUUCAGUCGCUACUGGCGCCGGUGGAAUCGGUUCUGCAGAAGGAAGUGUCGCGCGGCAGUCAAGUCCAACAUCUUCUACUGGCUGGUGAUUUUCCUGGUGUUUCUCAACACGCUCACCAUCGCCUCGGAGCAUUACAACCAGCCCCACUGGCUCACAGAAGUGCAAGACACGGCCAACAAGGCCCUCCUGGCCCUUUUCACGGCGGAGAUGCUGCUGAAGAUGUACAGCCUGGGCCUGCAGGCCUACUUCGUGUCCCUGUUCAACCGCUUCGACUGCUUCAUCGUGUGCGGGGGCAUCCUGGAGACCAUCCUGGUGGAGACCAAGGUCAUGUCGCCCCUGGGCAUCUCUGUGCUGAGAUGCGUUCGGCUCCUGCGGAUAUUUAAAAUCACCAGGUACUGGAACUCCUUAAGCAACCUGGUGGCAUCCUUGCUGAACUCCGUGCGCUCCAUCGCCUCCCUGCUGCUGCUCCUCUUCCUCUUCAUCAUCAUCUUCUCCCUCCUGGGGAUGCAGCUCUUUGGAGGAAAGUUCAACUUUGAUGAGAUGCAGACCCGGAGGAGCACGUUUGAUAACUUCCCCCAGUCCCUCCUCACCGUGUUCCAGAUCCUGACCGGGGAGGACUGGAAUUCGGUGAUGUAUGAUGGGAUCAUGGCUUAUGGCGGCCCCUCUUUUCCAGGGAUGUUAGUCUGUAUUUACUUCAUCAUCCUCUUCAUCUGUGGAAACUAUAUCCUACUGAAUGUGUUCUUGGCCAUUGCCGUGGACAACCUGGCCGAUGCCGAGAGCCUCACGUCUGCCCAGAAGGAGGAAGAAGAGGAGAAGGAGAGGAAGAAGCUGGCCAGGACUGCCAGCCCAGAGAAGAAACAGGAGGUGGUGGAGAAGCCAGCCGUGGAGGAGACCAAGGAGGAGAAAAUCGAGCUGAAAUCCAUCACAGCUGACGGAGAGUCCCCGCCCACCACCAAGAUCAACAUGGAUGACCUCCAGCCCAAUGAAAACGAGGAUAAGAGUGUCUACCCCAACCCAGAAACUACAGGAGAAGAGGAUGAGGAGGAGCCUGAGAUGCCGGUGGGCCCACGCCCACGCCCCCUCUCGGAGCUGCACCUUAAGGAGAAGGCAGUGCCCAUGCCCGAAGCCAGCGCGUUCUUCAUCUUCAGCCCCAACAACAGGUUUCGCCUCCAGUGCCACCGCAUUGUCAAUGACACCAUCUUCACCAACCUGAUCCUCUUCUUCAUUCUGCUCAGCAGCAUCUCGCUGGCUGCCGAGGACCCCGUCCAGCACACCUCCUUCAGGAACCACAUUCUGUUUUAUUUUGACAUUGUUUUUACUACCAUUUUCACCAUUGAAAUUGCUCUGAAGAUCCUAGGCAAUGCAGACUAUGUCUUCACUAGUAUCUUUACAUUAGAAAUUAUCCUUAAGAUGACCGCUUACGGGGCUUUCCUGCACAAGGGCUCCUUCUGCCGGAACUACUUCAACAUCUUGGACCUGCUGGUGGUCAGCGUGUCUCUCAUCUCCUUUGGCAUCCAGUCCAGUGCAAUCAACGUCGUAAAGAUCUUGCGAGUUCUGCGCGUGCUCAGGCCCCUGAGAGCCAUCAACAGAGCCAAGGGACUGAAGCACGUGGUCCAGUGUGUGUUCGUCGCCAUCCGCACCAUCGGGAACAUCGUGAUUGUCACCACGCUGCUGCAGUUCAUGUUCGCCUGCAUCGGGGUCCAGCUCUUCAAGGGAAAGCUCUACACCUGUUCGGACAGUUCCAAGCAGACCGAGGCCGAGUGCAAGGGUAACUACAUCACAUACAAGGACGGGGAGGUUGACCACCCCAUCAUCCAGCCUCGCAACUGGGAGAACAGCAAGUUCGACUUUGACAACGUCCUGGCAGCCAUGAUGGCGCUCUUCACUGUCUCCACCUUUGAGGGGUGGCCAGAGCUGCUGUACCGCUCCAUCGACUCCCACACGGAAGACAAGGGCCCCAUCUACAACUACCGCGUGGAGAUCUCCAUCUUCUUCAUCAUCUACAUCAUCAUCAUCGCCUUCUUCAUGAUGAACAUCUUCGUGGGUUUCGUCAUCGUCACCUUCCAGGAGCAGGGAGAGCAGGAGUACAAGAACUGUGAGCUGGACAAGAACCAGCGACAGUGUGUGGAAUAUGCCCUCAAGGCCCGGCCCCUGCGGAGGUACAUCCCCAAGAACCAGCACCAGUACAAAGUGUGGUACGUUGUCAACUCCACCUACUUUGAGUACCUGAUGUUCGUCCUCAUCCUGCUCAACACCAUCUGCCUGGCCAUGCAGCACUACGGUCAGAGCUGCCUGUUUAAAAACGCCAUGAACAUCCUCAACAUGCUCUUCACCGGCCUCUUCACUGUGGAGAUGAUUCUGAAGCUCAUUGCCUUUAAGCCCAAGGGUUACUUUAGUGAUCCCUGGAAUGUUUUUGACUUCCUCAUCGUAAUUGGCAGCAUAAUUGACGUCAUUCUCAGUGAAACUAAUCACUAUUUCUGUGAUGCAUGGAAUACGUUUGACGCCUUGAUUGUUGUGGGUAGCAUUGUUGAUAUAGCAAUCACCGAGGUAAACCCAGCUGAACAUAGCCAAUGCUCUUCCUUAAUGACCACGGAGGAGAACUCCCGCAUCUCCAUCACCUUCUUCCGCCUCUUCCGGGUCAUGCGCCUGGUCAAGCUGCUGAGCCGAGGGGAGGGCAUCCGGACCCUGCUGUGGACCUUCAUCAAGUCCUUCCAGGCCCUGCCCUACGUGGCCCUGCUCAUAGUGAUGCUGUUCUUCAUCUACGCGGUGAUCGGCAUGCAGGUGUUUGGGAAAAUCGCCCUGAACGACACCACAGAGAUCAACCGGAACAACAACUUUCAGACCUUCCCCCAGGCUGUGCUGCUCCUCUUCAGGUGUGCCACGGGGGAGGCGUGGCAGGACAUCAUGCUGGCCUGCAUGCCUGGGAAGAAGUGCGCCCCGGAGUCUGAGCCCCACAACAGCACGGAAGGCGAGACGCCGUGUGGCAGCAGCUUCGCGGUCUUCUACUUCAUCAGCUUCUACAUGCUCUGUGCCUUCCUGAUCAUCAACCUCUUCGUCGCUGUCAUCAUGGACAACUUUGACUACCUGACAAGGGACUGGUCAAUCCUGGGUCCCCACCAUCUGGACGAAUUUAAACGAAUCUGGGCAGAGUAUGACCCUGAAGCCAAGGGUCGAAUCAAACACCUGGACGUGGUGACCCUGCUCCGGCGGAUUCAGCCCCCACUGGGUUUUGGGAAGCUGUGCCCUCACCGCGUGGCUUGCAAACGUCUGGUCUCCAUGAACAUGCCCCUGAACAGUGAUGGGACGGUCAUGUUCAAUGCCACCCUGUUCGCCCUGGUCCGGACAGCCUUGAGGAUCAAAACGGAAGGGAACCUGGAGCAGGCCAAUGAGGAGCUGCGCGCCAUAAUCAAGAAGAUCUGGAAGAGGACCAGCAUGAAGCUGCUGGACCAAGUGGUGCCCCCUGCGGGUGACGACGAGGUCACGGUGGGCAAGUUUUACGCGACUUUCCUGAUCCAAGAGUAUUUCCGGAAAUUCAAGAAGCGCAAAGAGCAGGGCCUCGUGGGCAAGCCCUCCCAGAGGAACGCCUUGUCCCUGCAGGCUGGCUUGCGCACGCUGCACGACAUCGGGCCCGAGAUCCGACGGGCCAUCUCGGGGGACCUGACGGCGGAGGAGGAGCUGGACAAAGCCAUGAAGGAGGCUGUGUCUGCCGCCUCUGAAGACGACAUCUUCAGGAGGGCCGGCGGCCUGUUCGGCAACCACGUCAGCUACUACCAAAGCGACAGCCGGAGCACCUUCCCCCAGACCUUCACCACCCAGCGCCCGCUGCACAUCAACAAGGCCACCAGCAGCCCCGGCGACACCGAGUCGCCGUCCCACGAGAAACUGGUGGACUCCACCUUCACCCCCAGCAGCUACUCGUCCACUGGCUCCAACGCCAACAUCAACAAUGCCAACAACACCGCCCUGGGCCGCUUUCCCCGCCCCGCCGGCUACCCCAGCGCGGUCAGCGCCCUGGAGGGCCACGGGCCCCCCCUGUCUCCUGCCAUCCGGGUGCAGGAGGCAUCGUGGAAGCUCAGCUCCAAGAGGUGCCACUCCCGAGAGAGCCAGAUAGCCAUGGUGCGCCGGGAGGAGUUUUCUCAGGACGAGGCCUGUGCCGUGAAGACGAGCGAGGACCUGGAGUACUGCAGUGAGCCCAGCCUGGUCUCCACAGAGAAGCUGUCCUACCAGGAUGAUGAAAACCGACAACUGACACCCCCGGAGGAGGACAAGAGGGACAGCCGGCAGUCUCCGAAGAGGGGUUUCCUCCGCUCUGCCUCCCUCGGUCGAAGGGCCUCCUUCCACCUCGAAUGUCUGAAGCGACCGAAGAAUCAAGGGGGAGACAUCUCUCAGAAGACAGUCCUGCCCUUGCAUCUGGUUCAUCAUCAGGCGUUGGCAGUGGCGGGCCUGAGCCCCCUCCUCCAGAGAAGCCAUUCCCCCACCACGUUCCCCCGGCCGUGUGCCACCCCCCCGGCCACGCCCGGCGGCCGCGGCUGGACCCCGAAGCCCAUCCCCACCCUGCGGCUGGAAGGCACCGAGUCCAGCGAGAAACUCAACAGCAGCUUCCCGUCCGUGCACUGCAGCUCCUGGUCGGGGGAGCCCACGCCCUGCGGUGGGGGCAGCAGCGCCCCCCGGCGGGCCCGGCCUGUGUCCCUCACCGUGCCCAGCCAGGCCGGGGCCUGGGGCCGGCAUUUCCACGGCAGUGCCAGCAGUCUGGUGGAAGCGGUCUUGAUUUCGGAAGGACUGGGGCAGUUUGCCCAAGAUCCCAAGUUUAUCGAGGUCACAACCCAGGAGCUGGCUGACGCCUGCGACAUGACCAUAGAGGAGAUGGAGAACGCUGCUGACAACAUCCUCAGUGGGGGCACCCAGCAGAGCCCCAACGGCACCCUCCUACCUUUUGUGAACUGCAGGGACCGGGGGCAGGACAGAGCGGGGGGCAACGAGGGCGGGCCCUGUGGGCCCAGCCAGGAGUGCCGGCGGAGCCAGGAGGAGCUGCAGGACAGCCGGGCCUGCGUCAGCAGCCUGUAGGAGCUGGGCUGGGAGAUGCUGGGCUUUUUAUUUGUUUCAAUGUUCCUAAAGGGUUCGUUUCAGAAGUG
Molecule: messenger RNA, 6644 nt
Organism: Molossus molossus (Pallas's mastiff bat)
Lineage: Eukaryota; Metazoa; Chordata; Mammalia; Chiroptera; Molossidae
Gene: CACNA1C
Product: calcium voltage-gated channel subunit alpha1 C
Exons: 49
Coding region: 1-6576 (2191 amino acids)
Biological process (GO): calcium ion import across plasma membrane
Cellular component (GO): membrane; voltage-gated calcium channel complex
Molecular function (GO): high voltage-gated calcium channel activity
Source: RefSeq, a predicted model, not a curated record